This is a messenger RNA of Arachis ipaensis, 749 nucleotides long. The record is from RefSeq and is a predicted model, not a curated record. Lineage: Eukaryota; Viridiplantae; Streptophyta; Magnoliopsida; Fabales; Fabaceae.
ACCGUCGCUGGGCUGUGAAACGCCGCUGUGAACUGCAUGAGAGCUAGUGGAGGAGGGAGCCUCUGCUGCGUCACCGCCGUGCUUCCAUCAGCGCCGAACCGCCAUGCCAUCGCUGCUGCUGGGUUGACACCGCCCCUGUUGCCCAAGCCGUCAUCAUCGCAGAACACACACAUAAAAGAGGAAGAAAGGAUCUCCACCGCUGCCAGGGUCGUUGGUGAGUCUUGUGCCGCCAUCAGGGUCACUGUUCUGCCACCAUUGAAGCUCGUCGGAGAAGGAGCUAUUGUCAGAAGAAGCUACUGCUGCUCUUGCUCUAUAUUGUUCUUUUCUGCCCCUGCUUCUGGUUUCACAAUUGCCAGAGUCUCUGCCGCCAUGGGUAUUGCCGUUGGAGUUGUUGGGAACCAACGAUGGAGCUACCCGAAAAUCCUAUUGUUGCUGCUUUAUUAUUUCAUUUUGCUGUUGCUACUACUAGAGUUGUGGGUGAUGCCGCUGCCAUUCCGGUUGUGUUGGAAUGACUACUGUUGCCACGAAUUGGGGAUAGAGAAAAUUGUUACGUUAAAUAAUACGAUUGCGACAUCGAGGUAGGGGCGCUUUCCUUAAACUCAUUUUAAUUUAUGAGAAUUGUUAUAAAUCGAUAUUAAUGCGAAAUGUAUAUUUUUGUGAUUUCGUAAGUCUUAUGGAAAGGUUUGAAUUUUUUUGGUCGAUUGUAGUUAUUUGUGUGGUUGAUUGAUUGAUUGUUUGAGAAGAUUGAA